Polyodon spathula (Mississippi paddlefish) is the source of this 615-nucleotide messenger RNA. RefSeq names its product agouti signaling protein, nonagouti homolog (mouse) 2b (gene asip2b). Gene Ontology annotation, molecular function: neuropeptide hormone activity; type 1 melanocortin receptor binding. Gene Ontology annotation, cellular component: extracellular region. The record is from RefSeq and is a predicted model, not a curated record. NCBI's taxonomy places the organism in Eukaryota, Metazoa, Chordata, Actinopteri, Acipenseriformes, Polyodontidae. Gene Ontology annotation, biological process: positive regulation of feeding behavior; hormone-mediated signaling pathway; neuropeptide signaling pathway. Bases 10 to 453 code for a protein of 147 amino acids. The transcript has 4 exons.
GAGAGGUUUAUGAAAUUGAGAGUAUUCCAAGUACUGUUCUUAAAGCUUUACAAGAUCUUUUUAAAAGAAGUCAAAAUGUUUAGAAGAUUGUUAUUCUGCUACUGUAUCAUUCAGACGAUUUGUUUAAAACCAAUAAUGGAAUCGAAGCCUUCAGCAGCGGAGGAAAACUCAGAGCACCCCAAAGGCGUUCUUAUAUCAUCUGUGGAAGCAGAAAGUCUGAAUCAGGAGAAAUCAGAUGCUUUGUUAGCAAGGCAAACUCAGGAGCAGCAGAUUGUCAGACUUUUGAAGCCUCAGCAGGAAUCCUGGCAGCCUACACGAAGAUGCCCCCGGGUCCUGGAGAGCUGCAUUCCUCACUCCCUGUGUUGUGAUCUUUGCACGACCUGUCAUUGCCGAUUCUUCAAUGCUAUUUGCUACUGCAGACGACUGAGCCGCAACUGUGAGAGGAAAACAUAGGCACCAGAGCAACCACCUCCCCUAUUCCACUGGAAAAACAUAGGGACCAGAACAACCACCUCCCCUAUUCCACUGAUAAAACACAGGCAUCAGAACAAUCACCUCCCCUAUUCCACUGAAAAAAACACAGGGACCAGAACAAUCACCUCCCCUAUUCCACUG